GUGCUGCUCCUGCUAACAGAAGCUAACCGGACCAAAGGUCUGACCCGGGCUAAGAGACAGGAUGGGGGAGCACUACCUCGAGCUGUGCGAACAUCCGGUGCAGUUUGAAAACGCGUCCAGCGUCAACAACGUCUUCUUCGACGAGGCUAACAAACAGGUGUUCGCGGUGCGUUCAGGCGGAGCCACUGGUGUGGUCGUCAAAGGUCCAGAUGACAAGAGCAGCGUGGCCUUCAGGAUGGACGACAAAGGAGAAGUGAAGUGCAUCAAGUUUUCUAUUGGAAAUAAAAUCUUGGCCGUACAGAGAACGUCAAAAUCUGUGGAUUUCAUCAACUUCAUCCCGGACUAUCCACACACAGAGUUCACCCAGGAGUGUAAGACGAAGAACGCCAGCGUGUUGGGUUUCUGUUGGACCAACUGGAACGAGAUCGUCUACAUCACCGACCAAGGAAUCGAGUUCUACCAGGUGUUUCCAGACAAGCGCAGCCUGAAGCUGCUGAAGAGUCAGAGCAUCAAUGUGAACUGGUACCAGUACUGUCCCGAGACGUCUGUCCUCCUGCUGUCCACCACCGUGCAGGGGAACGUCCUGCAGCCCUUCGCCUUCCGGAACGGGACCAUGUGCAAAAUGUCCAAGUUCGAGAUCGAGCUGCCGGUCGUCCCCAAGCCUGCCAAACUCAGCCUGUCGGAGAGAGACAUCGCCAUGGCAACCAUUUAUGGUCAGCUGCAUGUGAUGUAUCUGAAGCAUCACUCGAGAACAGCCAACAGCCCGAGUGCAGAGGUGGUGCUGUACCACUUACCAAGGGAGGGGGCGUGUAAGAAGACUCACGUGUUGAAGCUGAACACGACGGGGAAGUUUGCUCUGAACAUCGUGGACAACCUGGUGGUCGUUCAUCAUCAGAGCUCUCAGACGUCUCUGAUCUUCGACAUCAAGCUGAAGGAACCUGAAUGUGCUGUGAACACGCACCAGCCCGUCCUGCCUGCUCGCUCCAUCCACCCGUACAGGAUCCCUCUGUCAGGUCCUGCUGUGGUCCCGUCCCAGGCUCCAGUCCCCUGUCAGCUCUACUCCUCCUCCUGGAGCGUCUUCCAGCCUGACAUCAUCAUCAGUGCCAGUGAAGGUUACCUGUGGUACCUGCAGGUGAAGCUGCCUCCGACUGUCAACCUGCUGCAGGACAAAGGGAAGCUGAUGGACUUCCUGUUGCGGCGCAGAGACUGCAAGAUGGUCAUCCUGUCCGUCUGCUCGCAGAUCCUGGACGCCGCGGAGAAGGGGAGUCUCCCUGUGGUGGCCACUGUGUUCGACAAACUCAACCAGGUGUACAAAGAAUAUCUGGAGGCGGAGCAGAGCUACACCGUGGCGAUGGAGUCCGGCCCGAGUCGAGGCAGCGCCGCUCAGAAACGUCCCGUCAGGACUCAGGCCGUCAUCGACCAAUCAGACAUGUACACACACGUCCUGUCAGCGUUCACUGAGAGGAAGGGUGUGUCUCAUAAGUUCAUCAUCGCCGUGCUGAUGGAAUACAUCCGCUCUCUGAACCAGUUCCAGAUCACAGUUCAGCAUUACUUGUACGAGCUGGUGAUUAAAACUCUGGUGCAGCACAACCUCUUCUACAUGCUGCACCAGUUCCUCCAGUAUCACGUCCUCAGCGACUCCAAACCACUGGCCUGUCUGCUCCUGUCUCUGGAGAGCACGUACCCUCCUGCUCACCAGCUGUCCCUGGACAUGUUGAAGCGUCUGUCCACGGCCAACGAUGAGAUCGUGGAGGUGCUGCUGUCCAAGCAGCAGGUCCUGGGAGCGCUCCGGUUCAUCCGCAGCGUCGGGGGACACGACAACGUGUCCUCCAGGAAGUUCCUGGACGCAGCGAGACAGACCGGAGACCAGAUGUUGUUCUACACCGUGUUCAGGUCGUUCCAGCAGAGAAACCAACGUCUGAGAGGAAGUCCUGGAUUCAACCCUGGAGAACACUGUGAGGAGCAUGUGGUCCACUUCCAGCAGCUGUUCGGGGACCAGGCUCUGAUGAAGGCCUCCACCAUGUAAACCACCGGGACCAAGACCUGAACAUCACGUGUCCCUCAGUGUCAACGUGGACCUGACGAGUCACAUGAUCAGCUCUGAUGUCACGUGUCAUCACAUGAUGUGGGCGGGACCUGAAAAGUAUGAUUUCUGUACAUAGGAACUGAAUGAGUUCCACAAAUCAUAUUUAUUUUGCGAUAAAGAAUGAAUGAUGUCACUAACCGUCAAAGUGUUUCAUUAACAAUCUGCAUUAAAACCUUUCUAUUGUUCAUGAUGAGGAGAUAUUUACUGUGUAUAAAUUAAACUUGUGUGCAGCGAAUAAAAUAUCAAAGUGUUUA
Limanda limanda (common dab) is the source of this 2340-nucleotide messenger RNA. It is a transcript of the gene rmc1, whose product is annotated as regulator of MON1-CCZ1. Gene Ontology annotation, cellular component: lysosomal membrane; late endosome membrane; Mon1-Ccz1 complex. Gene Ontology annotation, biological process: regulation of autophagy. The record is from RefSeq and is a predicted model, not a curated record. Lineage: Eukaryota; Metazoa; Chordata; Actinopteri; Pleuronectiformes; Pleuronectidae. The transcript has 21 exons. The coding region runs from base 62 to 2026 and encodes 654 amino acids.